Alternaria rosae is the source of this 492-nucleotide messenger RNA. RefSeq lists its product as uncharacterized. The transcript has a single exon. The annotation marks the transcript as partial. The record is from RefSeq and is a predicted model, not a curated record. NCBI's taxonomy places the organism in Eukaryota, Fungi, Ascomycota, Dothideomycetes, Pleosporales, Pleosporaceae.
CUUCCUAACGUCUCUGAGGGGUCUACCCUUUACUAUGUCUCUUCGCGCCAUCUCAUGCUGGCCUCCCCGCUCUUCAGAGCAGCGCUUUCGCCUGGUAGAUGGUGCGAGGGAUGCAAGAAGGCAGACGGUCGUUAUCAUAUUACAGCAGAUGACUGGGAAGAGGAAGCUUUCCUCCUCUUGAUGAACAUGCUACACUUGCGCAGCCCUCAGAUCCCGAAGUCCGCGAGCCUCGAACUACUGACGAAGCUCGGAAUCCUCGUAGACUAUUACGACUGCGCCAGUGCCGUGGAAUUCUUUACCACUGUGUGGCUCAACAAACUUCAUAGUUUUGAAAUGCAGAGUAGCUACUGCCGAGAGUUGAUGCUUUGGAUCUGGGUCUCUUCUGUCUUCAGAAACCGAUAUCUUUACAUCCCCGCUGCCGAGAUAGCGAUAGCUCAUUGCGACGACAGCAAUCUUCGUACUUUGUGGCUUCCUAUUCCAAAGUUCGUGUCA